This is a messenger RNA of Trematosphaeria pertusa, 1872 nucleotides long. RefSeq lists its product as uncharacterized. Bases 1 to 1872 code for a protein of 623 amino acids. The transcript is spliced from 3 exons. The record is from RefSeq and is a predicted model, not a curated record. NCBI's taxonomy places the organism in Eukaryota, Fungi, Ascomycota, Dothideomycetes, Pleosporales, Trematosphaeriaceae.
AUGUCUGGAAUAGAGGUCGCCGGUCUCGUCUUUGGCGUCUUGCCGCUCCUCAUUGAAGCCGUGAAGGCCUACUCAUCCAUCUCCGACGGCUUCCAUACGUUCCGCCAUUAUUCAAGGGAGAUAAAAUCUAGCUCGGUCCAGCUGAAAGUACACAACGGUAUCUUCCUCAACGAAUGCCGCUUGUUGCUGCGCCUGGUAGAGGACGAGAAGGGGGUGAAGGACAUGCUGGAAGACGAAGUAGAUCGUCGCUGGACGAGCAAACAGUUCAAUGACCGGCUUAACGCGGCACUUCGGGACAAUUUCGAGCUAUGUCGCAGCAUCAUUGAAGAGACGAAGGACAUCAUUGAGGGAUUGAGGAAGGAGUUAAACCAGUUUGAUGUCCUGCUGGAUGAGAAGAAACAGGGCGAAUCCAUCAAGUCAGCCAUCAGACGCCUGCGCGGUGCUAUCAAGAUCUCCUUUGACAAAUCCAAGUACCAAAGGUACCUGGCUGAACUGCGAGACCGGAACGGCGACCUAAGCCAUCUCCGAGCCCAAAUUGGCGCCUUCCAACAGCAGGACACGUGCGCAUCAGGCACAAGCGUGCGACAUAGGGCGUUGCCCACACGCUUUCAGUCCAUCCAAACGGCUUCCCAGAAGCUACACGAGGCUCUUUGUGGCGCGUGGUGCUGCGACGAUCUGAGCCACCGUGGACACUACGCUAAACUAUGCGUCGACGCCGAUGUCCAAGCCGAAGUACGUCUCGACCUCGCCAUAUCUUGUCAACAGACGCCUUCCGAACUCAUUGAUGGGUUAAUGCAGGAGCCUCCGAUCUGGCUGUACGUGCAGUCGAUGAGCAUCGAUGCGAGAGGGUACGAUGAGAAAACCAAAGAAGCCGCCAUAUCCUUACAGGAGCCUUUGUCAGCGGUGCUCUCGGGCUCUUCAUCUUCUUCGACGGUGUUGAAAAAGAAAGCUUCUUCAGACCUAGCCCAACCAACGACAUGCAGGAAGAGGAAGAAACGAGUCCAUUUCAUCAACGACCAAGACACAGAGGCCCCGCAAAAUCUAUGCAACACCAUCUCGGCAGUCGUCGCGCAGCAGACUACACAGAUGUUGAAUCUCUGCCAAGCCAAGAACAUCUGCCAUUACUUGAAACGAAAUCUCCUAGCAUGUGACGGUUCCGUCGCCAGACGUUGUGUUGGCUACCUGGAAACACCAAAGAUGUAUCGACACUUGUUCUAUCUUCGAAAGGAAAAGCGCUCGACCAGUGCCACAUCAACAAGCCGUGACCUGGCUGCCAUUCGAUCCAUCUUCGACAUUAUGAGGCAAGAAGCCGACGACGUUUUGGAAGUUAAGGAUCAACUCCAGCUCGCUCACAAGACCGCACUGGCAAUCCUCCAAUUCAACGACACUCCAUGGCUGCCUGAACGCUGGCGGCUCCGAGACAUGAGUUACUUCGGAAGCCAACGCGUCUUCGACGAAGCUGCGCUCAAGUCCCUCCACCUCAGCUCUCAAAUAGCUUCAUCCAUUCGAGCAAACACUCUGGCGAUGGACGGGGUGGAGCGUGCCCAAGAAGCAGCAGUAAGCGAGGAAGUCCGCUACGGCAUCAACAACACCACGCUCUUCUUCCUCGGCGUCGCUCUGCUCGAGAUCGCGCAUUGGGCACCUCUGGAGGAGAAAAUGACAUCAAGGGAUCUCAACAACGAGAUUUUUGCUGCGCGACGCCUCGCAUCCGCUCGGGCUCCGCUAGGACCGGAGUAUCAAAAGCUCGCCCAGAAAUGCCUCCAGUGCAACUUCGGCUUUGGAACUCAACUCGGAAAUAAAGGGUUGCAGGCUGCCGUCUAUAAUGACGUAGUCUGUUCGCUCGAAAAGAUGAUGGACUCGCUGUCAGUCUGA